AUGGUUGCUCUGCGCGUUAUCUGCGGCUUCCGAGACGUGGCCACGGAGACGGCGGGUGUACUGGCGGGGGUACCUCCUCUGGCCCUCCUGGCAAAAAUGUACGUGACGAGGUACGCUCGUCGCGUCAAACUGCUACAAGAGGGUCUGCCAGAGAACAACCUGCGAGAGGCCCUUGCCAACUCGGAGCGUCAGGCCCGACAACAGCUGCUCCUAGACUGGGAGCAGCACUUGAACGAGCCUCGUGCGGCGGUCCAAGAAGUUGUCGCGGUGAUUCGACCCCAUUUGGAGGUGUGGUUACAGAACGGGGUCGGACAUCUUACCUACAGGGUGACACAGGUGCUCACCAGGCAUGGUUGCUUUGGUGAGUACCUGUGUCGCAUAGACAAAGAGCCAACGGCACAGUGCCAUAAGUGUGGGGCAGCCAGCGACUCGGUGGAGCACACCGUGGAGGAAUGUCCACGGUGGGCAGACGACCGCCGAAAGCUGGUUGCUAAGGUCGGAGGCGAUCUCUCCCUGAAGGGCCUUUUCAAGCCCCUUGCCUCCGGGGAAGAAGAAAAAUGGAGAGCGGUAGUCUCUUUCUGUUCCGUUGUGAUGGAGCAGAAAGAGGCUGCCGAGAGAGAGCGGGAGUGUGCUCCCAUUCCUCGUUAG
Molecule: messenger RNA, 648 nt
Organism: Pseudomyrmex gracilis
Lineage: Eukaryota; Metazoa; Arthropoda; Insecta; Hymenoptera; Formicidae
Exons: 1
Coding region: 1-648 (215 amino acids)
Source: RefSeq, a predicted model, not a curated record